GGUCUAGAAUGGCUCAAAGCAUUUCACAGAACAAACAAAAAAAAACUCAAUAUCAAGUCAAAGAGAGAAGUAUUAAGAUGGAUGACUAAAAGCUUGGUCAAACUCUCAAAAAAGCUAUCAAAACAAAACUAUCUUGAAGGAAAUACAUCAGCUCAAGAAACAAUUCUCAAAAUAUAAGUGCUUUCCUACUGCUGUUGGGUUGUGUGGAACAACAAAGUAACUUUGACUGUCAACAGUUCUACAAAAGACCAGCAGCAACAGCGAUUUCCAACAUAAAGCAAACUUUGGCUGAAAAGUGUCUUGAGACAUCCUCAGGAUGUGAUGAUGUAAUACAGAAAUGCAAAUUAAUUUGAUUCUUCAGUCUUUCUGUCACAAGACGCAGAAAGUCUGAGCAGUGAAUGGUCUGUUUGGGAGAGGUUCACCAGCUGCUGAGGAAAGAGCCAUAAUAAUGUUAUCAGGUCUCACACUACUCGCAUGUUUCCUAUUUUAUCUCUCUACCCAUCCAGCUAUCAUCUGGGGAAAUGAAUUUAAGCCAGCAGCAGCCUCGCCGAUUAUCCACAAUAAGCCAUUUAUUGUGGUUUGGAACACACCUACAGCGGGGUGUAAAACAAAAUUUGAUGUUGAUUUGGAUCUGAGCGUCUUUGAUAUUGUUGAAAAUGCAAAUGAGACCUUUGUUGGAAAGAAUAUCACCAUAUUUUACAAAAACAAAUUAGGACUUUACCCAUACUACACCAGUGAGAGGGUUCCAGUAAAUGGUGGUCUUGUGCAGAACACCAGUCUGUCCAACCACCUCAAAGUAACUUCAGAUGACAUUUCCACUGUACUGGAUAAAGACUUCCAUGGGCUCGCAGUGAUAGAUUGGGAAGAGUGGCGACCACUUUGGGAACGUAACUGGGGCCUUCUGCAUAUCUACAAGGAAAAGUCCGCAGAACUAGUAAGAAGCAAAUACCCCUAUUUACCAGAAAGUAAGAUUCUCCAGAUUGCCAAAGAGGAAUUUGAAAAUGCUGCACAAGAUUUUAUGAAGCAAACAUUAAAACUAGGACAGACUCUGAGACCAAAGGGUCACUGGGGCUAUUACAAAUUUCCAGACUGCUAUAAUUACUUUAAAGAAAAUGAAGCUAACAAUUACACAGGUCAUUGCAAAAAGGAAGAUAUCCCUAGAAAUAACGAGUUAGCAUGGCUCUGGAAGGCAUCGCGAUGCCUUUAUCCAAGUAUCUACAUCCCUGAGAAGCUAAAAUCCUCAAAUAAUGCUCAAAAGUUUGUUCACUACAAGAUUAAGGAGGCUCUCCGUGUUGCUGCCCUUGAUUCAGCCAAUGAUGCUCUGCCUGUUUUGGUUUACUCCAAAUACUCAUACAUAAAAAGACUUGACUUCCUGACUGAGGUAAGCAAGACAUUGUUCCAAAAUAAGUCAAAUGGCUGA
Molecule: messenger RNA, 1420 nt
Organism: Rhincodon typus (whale shark)
Lineage: Eukaryota; Metazoa; Chordata; Chondrichthyes; Orectolobiformes; Rhincodontidae
Product: hyaluronidase-4-like
Exons: 2
Coding region: 449-1420 (323 amino acids)
Biological process (GO): carbohydrate metabolic process; hyaluronan catabolic process
Molecular function (GO): hyalurononglucosaminidase activity
Source: RefSeq, a predicted model, not a curated record